Molecule: messenger RNA, 2162 nt
Organism: Elaeis guineensis (African oil palm)
Lineage: Eukaryota; Viridiplantae; Streptophyta; Magnoliopsida; Arecales; Arecaceae
Source: RefSeq, a predicted model, not a curated record
CUUCAAGGCGGCAUAUUGUCGUCCGAUCGAUCCUCUUACAUUCCGUCCAAGACUCGCUCAAUCUCGCAUCCGCGCGCACUUCCGAAAACCCCACGUUUCUAAAUGCGCCUCAGUACCAACAAAUUCAUCCCAAGCGUUCCAUUCCCGAUGGCCAAAUCCCUUCAACCCCAUCGUCAAGAAUUAAAGUUGUCCCGCACCUAACCACGCGUCCUCUCGUCUCUCCCAUGGACAUCCGCCUCCUCUCCUCCCGCCCUCUCCCCCUCGCUUCUUCUAUCACCCGCCUCCCUCCUCGGCCCUUCCCAUCCCGCUUUCUCUCUCCCCCGGUCUCCUCUCCUCCCUUCUAUCCCGAGAAUUCGAUUUCCGCCCGAUGCUUCCGGCCGUGGACGGCUCAGUCGGGCUUGUUCAUCCCAUGCCGAAGAAUCCCAGCUGCCUGACAGUGGCGGCGGCGAUGGCACCAUCGCCGAGGCCUUCACGCUUUCCGGAGAGGAGCUGGAGUCUGGCCCACCGAGCAUUUGGACGCAGAUGAAGGAGAUUGUCUUGUUCGCGGGGCCUGCAACGGGGCUGUGGAUAUGUGGGCCUCUCAUGAGCCUCAUUGACACUAUGGUUAUUGGCCAGGGGAGCUCCUUGGAGCUCGCUGCCUUGGGACCGGGGACGGUGUUCUGUGAUUACCUGUGCUAUGUGUUCAUGUUCCUCUCCAUUGCCACUUCCAAUAUGGUCGCCACUUCGCUUGCUAAAAAGGAUAAACAGUUAGCACAACAUCAGAUAUCCAUGUUACUCUUUGUUGCUUUCGCUUGUGGCUUAGGAAUGUUUCUUUUUUCACGAUUGUUGGGUACACAAGUACUAGCAGCUUUUAUUGGGUCAGAGAAUUUUCACAUUGUUCCUGCUGCCAAUACAUACAUUCAGUUUAGGUAUGAAAGAUUCAUGGGGACCAUUGAGGGCUUUGGCAGCUGCUAGUGCCAUAAAUGGUUUUGGUGAUAUUCUCCUGUGUUAUGUUUUUGGCUUUGGUAUUGCUGGUGCUGCUUGGGCAACAAUGUUAUCACAAGUAGUUGCAGCUUUCAUGAUGAUGAAUGCUCUAAACAAGAUAGGUUUUAGGGCUUUCUCAUUUUCUGUGCCAUCACCUGGAGAGCUUCUCCACAUAUUUGAGAUUGCUGCUCCAGUGUUUAUAACGAUGACAUCAAAGGUGGUCUUCUAUUCUCUACUCACGUAUUUUGCCACAUCAAUGGGAACAAUGACCAUUGCAGCACAUCAGGUUAUGAUUAAUGUCUUGUGCAUGUGCACUGUCUGGGGUGAACCACUCUCUCAAACCGCACAGUCAUUUAUGCCAGAGUUGAUACAUGGAGUUAACCGCAGUUUGGUGAAGGCACGAAUGCUGUUGAAGUCACUAAUUAUAAUUGGAGCUAUGAUUGGAUUGACUUUGGGAGUUGUUGGGACAUCUUUCCCAUGGUUCUUCCCUUAUCUGUUUACAAAUGAUCGCAUGGUCAUUGCAGAGAUGCACAAAGUAUUGCUUCCAUAUUUUAUUGCAUUGAUAGUGACACCAUCGACACAUAGCCUUGAAGGAACAUUGCUGGCUGGCAGGGACCUUAGAUUUUUAAGUUUGUCGAUGACUGGAUGCUUUUGUUUCGGUGGCCUUAUACUAUUGCUUGUUUGCAGUAGAGGCUGUGGUUUGCCUGGAUGCUGGUGGGCCCUAGCAGGGUUUCAAUGGGCUCGAUUUUCACUUGCUUUUCAGCGGCUUAUUUCUCCUCAUGGCAUGCUAUACAGCCAUGAUUUUUAUCCGCAUGAGUUGGUGAAAGUGAAAACCACGUAGUGAUUUCUUCUCUAUUCGUAUAGUUCAGAUGGAGGUACUCCUGAAAGGCCCUAAACUUCUGUUCCCGGCUCGAGAUUUUGUGAUAUUUGGCACUACCAAUGGAAGCAUUCCUCUGUUUGAUAGGAAGUAUCUGCUGGCAUUGAUUGAAAAAAGUUUUCACAGAGAAACUUCUUGCUGGUGACCACCUCAUAAAGUAUUAUUUUCUCAACAAGCUCUGAGAGCAGGGUACAAGUGACGAAAAUUAAGUAAAUUAUCCAAUUUUAUAUAAUAUUUUUUGAUACAUGUAAUUUCUUGAUCUUUGUAAUUUAUUUCAGAUUGAGUUACUAUAUCAAGAUUUCAGAAGAGAUUCUUUUGUCGA